Molecule: messenger RNA, 1289 nt
Organism: Euleptes europaea (tarantolino)
Lineage: Eukaryota; Metazoa; Chordata; Lepidosauria; Squamata; Sphaerodactylidae
Gene: CDC42EP1
Product: CDC42 effector protein 1
Exons: 2
Coding region: 9-1289 (426 amino acids)
Source: RefSeq, a predicted model, not a curated record
GCUAAGACAUGAGUCUUGGGAAGCUGCCGGUAAUCAGUUGGGUGUCCAGCUCCCACAGCAAGCGGCGCCAGAAAGGAGAUCUGACACCAGAUAUGAUCAGUCCGCCACUGGGGGACUUCCGCCAUACCAUGCACGUGGGACGUGGUGGAGAUGCCUUUGGGGACACUUCCUUCCUGAGAAACCAUGGUGGUGAGGGAACCAAACACAAUAACUUCUUUGCCCGGACUCUGAGGCACGUGAGGAGGAGCCCACUAAGGAACCGGGGAAGCAGAAGUAAUGACGAGGCCUCGCCGAUACCUCCUGCCAUCUCUCCAAUCAUCAAGAAUGCUAUAUCGCUGCCACAGCUCAAUGAGGAUAACUACAGGAAUGACGGCUGUGGUGUAAACUUUGCCUUCAAGAGCACGCCUAAUAGCUUCUCUGACUAUGGAUUGGAAUCCGGAUUCUGCACCAUCCCCCGUGCUCCUCGCUCAGAGAAGGCCCAGGACAGCUCCUACACUAAUGAAUCAGCUCUGGCUCGUUCAGACUCCUUGCUGUCUUUCCGCCUUGAUCUUGGUCCCUCCCUCAUGAGCGAACUGCUCCAUGUCAUCAGCUUCCCUGGAGACCUCAGCGGCAAAGACAGGGGAGAAGAGGAAGGUGAGGAAAGCAAAACCCCAAUCAGCAGCGGUUCCUUCUCUCCACUUCACCUGAAGAAGAGCGCCUUGGCAGAGGACUCUUUGCCCUGGAGAUCAGGGUCACUACACAAGAAUUGUGAAGACAGCAAAGUCUCGUCAGGCUUUUGGAGUCACUCUGAAGCUAGUUUGCCGCUAGGACACUCAGUAUGUACCAAUGGAGAUUCCCAUUCCAUAGAGUUGUCCCAGGAAGGGUCACCCUGUUCUAGGGGAAAGAGCUCUGACCCAGGUGCAGUAGCUACGGAGCGAAAACACACCCACUGGCAAAGGCACCAGAAUGACUGCAACGUGGAAGCAAGAGAAUUUGACCGUGCCACCCAGGUUCUAGCUUGCCACUAUGGCCCAGGAAGCACAUAUCGUAGCCAGCAACAGCAGGAAGAAUUAGGAAGCCAAGCUUCAUGGGAAAGCCCAGAUGCCAGCACAUGGCGCUCAAAGGCAGGCAUGGCAGUACAACAGGCACACAAAGCUGGAUGGCACCAGAGAGCAGAGGAGGAAGAGGAAGAAGAGGAGGAGGAAGAGGAAGAUGAUUUCUCAGGAGACUGUGCAGCCAUUGCCAGAGAGGGACACAGCAAUUCAUUUGAAUAUGUUGAUGAGGAUGAAGAAGAUGAAGUUAAGGUCUGA